This is a messenger RNA of Sabethes cyaneus, 1607 nucleotides long. It is a transcript of the gene mRpL20, whose product is annotated as 39S ribosomal protein L20, mitochondrial. NCBI's taxonomy places the organism in Eukaryota, Metazoa, Arthropoda, Insecta, Diptera, Culicidae. Gene Ontology annotation, biological process: ribosomal large subunit assembly; translation. Gene Ontology annotation, molecular function: rRNA binding; structural constituent of ribosome. Gene Ontology annotation, cellular component: ribosome. The coding region runs from base 80 to 478 and encodes 132 amino acids. The transcript is spliced from 3 exons. The record is from RefSeq and is a predicted model, not a curated record.
CAACAGCGACAGUGUUUGUCUUCCUUCCUAGUGCGCUAAUGCAAAAUUUAAAAUAAUUCUUCAGAUUUAAUAGUCCGAAAUGGUUUUUACAACUGUGAUCAGCCUGGUACGUGCUCGUAGACCGGAUGAGUUCUGGAGAAAACGAAGAAUCUUCAAACUGGCUGCGCAUUACAUCGGACGCCCGCGAAAUUGCUACUCCAUUACCAUUCGAAACGUACACCGGGCACUGGCGUAUGCCACAAAAGGCCGUGCGCUGAAAAAGCAGGACAUGCGAGAGCUCUGGACCCAGCGUGUCAAUGCUGGCUGCGAACAGCAUGGUGUGCAGUUUCCGGAAUUUCAGGAAGGACUGUACCGAAACGAUAUACUGCUGAAUCGAAAAGUGCUGGCAGAUCUUGCCAUUUGGGAACCGCGGACGUUUGAAGCACUAGCGCUUAUUAGCCAAAGCGUACCAGAUAGUGGUGAGGGUAAAAAAGACUGAUAGAAACCUAAUAGCAAAUUUGUUUCUAACCUGGGCUCCACUCGAAUCAAAAAUCAAUAAACGUUGAUUGAAAGUUUGGCAAAUUGACUUGUAAAAAUUAUGUUCUAGUAUAAACUCUUGCGAGCCAGGUUAAUAAACGAAUUCGAUAUUGCCCUCGUUACAUAACUGUCCCAUGUUGGUUUUGUUUUUAUUGUGAAAAUUGAUUGGAAAACUGAUAAAAUGGUAGGCCAAUUUGUUUUGUCCCAAAUUGAAAAUAUCCACAUUCAAGUGGAUGUGGCUUAUCACUCCUCACAGUAUUGGAAUAAUUUAUCAUCAAUGCCUGAUUUACUGCACUUAAAAACACCCAUUUCAUGCUGAUUUUUGUAACAAAAUUCCCCCAACCUUCCUAAUUGGGAUAUUGUGCCAACAUCCAAGAUGGCGUCCAUGAACUUCAAUCUCACAAACGGGUAGCAAUUUCCGAAAAUCAAUAUAGGUAGGUAGACACAAUAAGCCUCCGGAUAACCACAUUUUGUGAUAAAUCCUUUCCACUUUUCGCAUUUCUCACCUUGCUUCGUUUCAACCAUCUUUGAAUUGAGAAAAAAAACCAAUCCUCGAAGCACGUUCAUUAACGUUUGAGCAUACAUACACCUGCGAGUUCAUCGUAAGAUUUUUCCGCUGCCAUCUUGUUGCUCUCAUAUGUUUUAGUGGAAUUUCCCAGCAGAAGCAGCAGCUUCCCAAUAAUCGAAACUAAUAAAGCAUGGCCAACGUAGCUCGGGCGCUUUUGCUAGCAUUAAGUUUAAAUUUUUCCACGGUAUCAAUGCAAAGGGAAGGGGCCAGUGGGUGUGGAACGAAGUUAUCACCCACCCCAAUUUAAAUUCACUUUAAUGUAAACAGUGCGGAUGAUUAAAAUCAUAACAACAGACUGUGCAUCAAUAUGUAUGUGUGAGGUUUAUGCGAAAAUUAUUUGUAUGGAACUGAUGUCCCAUAAUAAUCCGUAAUUUAUUUCUGCUUAAUUUAUUGAUACUUGCUUAUUUUAACAAAUAUCUCCAGGAAUUUAAAUUAGGGAAAACUAAUUAAGCACUUCAAUCGACAUUUUCUCUGUGGGACUGUUAUGCGAAGAGGGGUGUUAUACUAAAUAGGGUGCUCCAUU